Messenger RNA from Anastrepha ludens (Mexican fruit fly), 2566 nucleotides. Its product is annotated as cytoplasmic dynein 1 intermediate chain. The coding region runs from base 193 to 2127 and encodes 644 amino acids. The record is from RefSeq and is a predicted model, not a curated record. The transcript has 10 exons. Gene Ontology annotation, biological process: transport along microtubule. Gene Ontology annotation, molecular function: dynein heavy chain binding; dynein light chain binding. Gene Ontology annotation, cellular component: cytoplasmic dynein complex. Lineage: Eukaryota; Metazoa; Arthropoda; Insecta; Diptera; Tephritidae.
GAGCUGGCAACUCUCAAGAAAGUGAGUAAUUUUCAGACGGAGAAAGACAGGAAACUAUUUUCGGUGAAAAUUCGUAAAUUAGUUAUUUAAAUUGCUGAUUUAAUAGAGAAUUCUUCACAAGUGUCGCAAGCAGUUACAAUAAACAAACGACUUUAGUAUUAACUGAAAACUGCAAAAGCCACCAUCUCCAGCAUGGAUCGCAAAGCUGAACUGGAACGUAAAAAAGCCAAAUUGGCAGCUCUUCGCGAAGAGAAGGAUCGUCGUAGGCGUGAAAAAGAGAUGAAGGACAUGGAGGAGGCUGCUGGGCGUAUCGGUGGAGGGGUUGGCAUCGACAAAGAUCAAAGGAAAGAUUUAGAUGAGAUGUUGUCUUCAUUGGGAGUUGCGCCCGUAUCAGAGGUAUUAUCUUCAUUAUCAUCUGUAAACUCACUCACGUCGGACAACUCCAACACUCAAACACCAGACGCCAGUCUGCAAGCAAAUAUGAAUGGUGUCGGAGGUGGUAAGAAGCAGCCAUUAAACUUAAGCGUGUACAACGUGCAGGCAACCAACAUUCCACCUAAAGAAACGAUGGUAUACUCAAAACAAACACAAACUACUAGUACUGGAGGGCACGAACGUGAUGCUCAUGCUACGGAUUAUUAUGACGAAUACAAUCUAAAUCCGGGUUUAGAGUGGGAGGAUGAGUUCACAGGAGAUGACGAAGAGAGUUCUCUACCACAUCUGGAUCAUGGUUUCACCUCGAAGUUGCCACCCGGCUACUUGACACAUGGUUUGCCUACGGUCAAGGAUGUGGCACCCGCCAUCACGCCAUUGGAGCAAAAGAAGGAGCAGGAGGAGAAAAAAGAGAUUAAGGAACUUUCGGAGGAGCAAAAACAGAUGAUCAUACUUUCCGAGGACUUCCAACGUUUUGUGCUGCGCGCAGGUCGUGUUGUUGAACGUGCACUCUCCGAGAAUGUUGACAUUUAUACGGAUUAUAUUGGCGCUGGCGAUAAUGAAGACAACAAUGAUGAGCGCUCACAUGCUCGACUCUCGUUGAAUCGCAUUUUCUACGAUGAACGUUGGUCGAAAAAUCGUUGCAUCACCUGUAUGGAUUGGUCUACACAUUUUCCGGAAUUGGUGGCCGCUUCAUAUCACAAUAACGAGGAGAGUCCUAACGAACCCGAUGGCGUUGUUAUGGUUUGGAAUACUAAAUUUAAAAAGCAAACGCCUGAAGAUAUUUUCCAUUGUCAAAGCGCCGUCAUGUCGACGUGUUUUGCUAAAUUCAAUCCUAAUCUUAUAUUAGGUGGUACAUAUUCGGGACAAAUUGUGCUAUGGGAUAAUCGCGUGCAAAAACGUACACCAAUGCAACGCACACCAUUGAGCGCUGCUGCACACACCCACCCGGUCUAUUGUUUGCAGGUUGUUGGCUCACAAAAUGCUCACAAUGUUAUCUCGAUCUCUUCGGAUGGCAAAUUGUGCUCUUGGAGUUUGGAUAUGUUGUCGCAUCCUCAAGACACAUUGGAGUUACAACAGCAGCGUCCAUCGAAAUCGAUUGCAGUUACUUGUAUGGCUUUUCCGGCGAAUGAAAUUAAUAAUUUGGUGAUGGGCAGUGAGGAUGGUUACGUCUACUCAGCUUGUCGUCAUGGUUCACGCACUGGCGUAAACGAUGUCUUCGAAAAGCACUUGGGCCCAGUAACAGGAAUCUCUACACACUACAAUCAAUCAUCACCUGACUUUGGCCAUCUUUUCUUAACUUCCUCUAUCGAUUGGACUAUUAAGUUGUGGUCUCUGAAGGACACUAAACCUCUGUAUUCCUUUGAAGAUAACUCUGAUUACGUCAUGGAUGUCGCAUGGUCGCCCAUUCAUCCUGCACUUUUUGCUGCUGUCGAUGGUAGUGGUCGCCUUGAUUUGUGGAAUCUUAAUCAGGAUACCGAAGUACCCACAGCAUCAGUUUUGGUUGAAGGUGCGCCAGCACUUAAUCGUGUCUCGUGGACUCCGUCAGGUCUGCAUGUGACCAUCGGCGACGAUACGGGCAAACUGUAUGUUUACGAUGUCACUGAUCACCUGGCGCAGCCAUCACGUGAUGAAUGGUCGCGUUUUAAUGCGACACUCAAUGAGCUCAAAAUGAAUCAAAGCGAUGAUGUUUAAAUCAUAUGCGCAUUCGCAAUGAAACGGGGGUUAUGCACGAUAAUUUAAUUUAAAAAGACUUCAUUGAUAUUCUACAACUAUGGCAACUUAAUAUAAAGAUACAGGAAUAAGCACUCCACUGUGUUUGAAAGCCUCAGCUGCAAUGUCAAAGGCAAAAUCGUUAGUAAUUCAUUAGAUGAGCAAAUAUAAUUUGUAUUUUGUACAACUCUAAGUUAAAAGAUUUUAUAUUGUAUAUUAUAAACUUAAAACAUCAAAGGCCUAUUUUGUUUCUAAUUGUAAGAUGCUCGCACUGUUAUGGGAAUAAGAAGUGUUUGGAUGCAACUUGCGCUAAGUAUUAAUUGACUUAAUUUUUCUACUGUUUCAAUAAAAUUGUGCUUUAGGGCAAGCACCCUCUAUUAGUAUUCUCAAAUUUAAAUAAAUCUUUAUUCGAUUCUGUUAA